AUGUUACCCUCUGGGAAGAGGAAAGCGGAUGCAUUCAGUUGCACAUCCGCUGCUAGAGUCACCGCCAAACUGGCCUUGUCCUUUCUCGCUCUCUCGACAACACCACUCGUCAACGCUUUCUCCUACGAAGAACCGAACGCGCAGAUAGUCCUACCAAUCGAUGCAUCACCGAUCACGCCACUUCUACCAGAGCCUCCAGUACCGGCUGAGCACAAAUUCACACUCCGACACAUCUACCACCACGGUACCUACGAACAUCCGACACUGCACCGCAAAAAGGAUGUACCCGCACAGAACGCCGACGUAUGGCUAGCGGCCGACGAUGAAUAUGGCCAAGAGCGCAUCGGAACCCUCAAGGCGCGCAGCAGCCCGGUGCGGAUACAACGACUUGCCGACCGGAGGCCUAGCGUCGUAGAUCCCAUGGUCGCUUAUGCACGACAACAAGGCUACGCUUCCGUCCUAUCACCCGAGGCAUGGACCAUGGACGAGGUUGCCGGGCCUGAUAUUACGGAUAAAGACACCAUCAUAUCGUUGGCGCUUAUGGCUGCUGAUGCCUAUGUGCAGACUCCAGAUGGCGCAGACUGGGAGGAUGUUGGGGCCCCGUUCAACAGGAGCCUCGAUUUUGGAUGGGAGGGUGAUGGACUUCGGGGCCAUGUGUUUGCCGAUGAGACGAAUUCGACCAUCGUUAUCGGCUUAAAGGGAACAUCGGUUGCUGUUUUCGACGGUGACGGCACCACCACCAACGACAAGGUCAACGACAACCUCUUUUUCAGUUGUUGCUGUGCUCAACAAGGACCCUGGACCUGGCACCAAGUUUGUGAUUGCGCGACAGGCACUUACUCUUGCAACAACACCUGUGUCGUCCAGGCAUUGCGCCAAGAGAACCGCUAUUACCAAGCCGGUCGCGAGCUCUAUGCGAACGUCACUGAGCUUUACCCCGACGCCAACGUGUGGAUUGUCGGGCAUUCGCUUGGAGGAGCCAUGAGCUCUUUGCUUGGCUUGACUUAUGGUGACCCGGUUGUGACGUUCGAGGCAGUCCCCGAAGCUCUCCCUGCCAAGCGACUGGGACUUCCUAUCCCCCCUGGAUCGGACCCAGAUGCGCCUCAGACUCGAGAGUACACGGGAGCUUUCCACAUUGGUCACACAGCCGAUCCGGUGUACGUCGGUACCUGUAACGGAGCUACCGCAACGUGCGCUAUUGGCGGAUAUGCAAUGGAGUCAGCUUGUCACACCGGCCGGGAGUGUGUCUAUGAUACGGUUGGCGAUUUGGGCUGGCGUGUUGGCAUUGGCACCCACAAGAUUCGUGUGGUUAUUUCGGAUGUUCUCAGAAAGUAUGAGAAGGUUCCCGAGUGCAAGUUUACACCGGAAUGCAGAGAUUGCGGAAAUUGGAAGAUGUAUGAAAGCAAUGGAACCGAAACCACGACCACCUCGAGCGCGCCCACUUCGACUUCCAAGACCCGGACCCGGACUGAAACCUGCAAAACUCCGGGAUGGUGGGGAUGUUUGGACGAAACCACUACCACAACUGGGACGGCAACCACGACGACAAGCGAAGUGACCACAACCUCUACCACUACGUGCCACACUCCUGGAUGGUUCGGUUGCAAGGACAAGACCACAACCUCGACUACAUCAACAACAACUCCUACUGCGACGACGACAACAACAGCAACAAGCAGUACCACAUGCCUAACUCCUGGAAAGUUCUGGGGAUGCUAUGAUAAGACUGCAACGACGGAUAUCGGAUCACCAUCCACUUCGACAGAGCUUACGAUUACUUCAGCCCCAGCCCUGCCGAGCUCGGUGCUUACCCCGUCAGCAACGGCUACUCGGCCAGAGGGACAGCCUGGCGAUGGCGGUAAACGUUGCCGUGGCAGGACAUGGUACGGGGUGUGCAAAGACUAUGAGGGCGGUGACGAGCCCGUUAACGAUCUAUAA
This is a messenger RNA of Neurospora hispaniola, 1938 nucleotides long. RefSeq names its product alpha/beta-hydrolase. NCBI's taxonomy places the organism in Eukaryota, Fungi, Ascomycota, Sordariomycetes, Sordariales, Sordariaceae. Gene Ontology annotation, molecular function: glycerophospholipase activity. The record is from RefSeq and is a predicted model, not a curated record. The coding region runs from base 1 to 1938 and encodes 645 amino acids. Gene Ontology annotation, cellular component: membrane. Gene Ontology annotation, biological process: neutral lipid catabolic process; piecemeal microautophagy of the nucleus; multivesicular body membrane disassembly. The transcript is spliced from 4 exons.